UAGGUGGUUGAGGGUGAGUUUUGCUGUUAGAUACAAUUCCUUUCCCUCAACCGCCUGGGCAGAGUCCAUUGUCAACAUGUUCCGACUAUUUGUCAUCGCUUGUGUUUUCAUAUUCGUUAAUGGAGAACCGUCUACAAACGUGAAUAGAUGUAAUCAAAAUUUAGGUGAAUUACCCCUGCAUAUAUAUAUACAGGACUGCAUUGACCCACCCUGCCGAGUGGUGACGGAUGAGGAUGUGGUGGUCAACGUUAUCUUUAAAGUCCCUCGUACAACUCGCAGCAUGACUACGAAAGCAAUAGCCUUAUCAUUGUUAGAGUAUGAUCUUAAGGAGUAUGCAAUAACAUGCAAUUUUCUUCGGAACGCAUAUUGCCCAGUUUUCGAAGAUGAAGUAGUUGAAUAUACACUGCGUAUGCACGUAGAGUCGUGGUUUCCACCUGCCCCAUCUAUCCCCAUAGAGUUUCGAGUUGUAGACGAAAAAGACGACCCUAUUUGGUGUAUCAGCACUACGAUAGAAGUGAUAAGACCAUCAAAAACAUAAACAAUGAGACAUUGAUAAAAUAAAAACUUUUGAAUGAAA
Molecule: messenger RNA, 577 nt
Organism: Pieris brassicae (large cabbage white)
Lineage: Eukaryota; Metazoa; Arthropoda; Insecta; Lepidoptera; Pieridae
Exons: 5
Coding region: 77-538 (153 amino acids)
Source: RefSeq, a predicted model, not a curated record